AUGUCUGCUGCAACUCCAAGCGAUCAUCAAUACGUGGUCUAUCUUGCACACGACAGCACAUCCAGGCCCCGUCUCAUUUCUGUUCCCAAGAAUGCAUCCGUGCUAGACCUGGAAUUCGCUACUCGUCGUGACCCAGACUACCAAGACUACUUGGGGUACAAACCCGUAUUCCUUUAUAAGUGUGGUGGUCUUGAGAGGAAGCCGCUCGAAUCACUUUAUGGCCGUGCCUUAGACUGGCUUCGUGAACACGCAGGUGAGGUUGGAGAAAUAACGCCUUUGGAUCCUGCAGACCGUCUGAACGAGUAUUUCCCUGAGGGACCUACCCCGGAGCAUGAGAAGAUGGUAGAUGUUAUUGCUAUGGAUGGUUCAACGGUCGCUCCGGCCAAACGGCGCAAACGCUCGCGUCCUAGUUCAGAAGAAUCCUCUAAAGCAGGCGACAGCAUCCUUAGGAAGCUUGGGGAAAAUGAAACUGCCAUCUGGCACCGACUCGCAUUUAAUCUACAUAAUUAUUUGUGGGGUCAAAGGGAUCGAUUGAAAGAGAUCUGUGAGCCGAAGGAAAAGGACGUGCCGAAGGUGGGAUGGGUCUCAGCUACCUUUUGGAACCUGAGGAACCUGCCGUUCUGGCCGACAGGUGUUACAAGCUUGGACCUGGCAGAGCACUUUAUGAUCCGAGAUGAGUACCGAGAGCUUGACACGUAUAUCACGGAAAAGUUGGAGAACCCAUUCUUCUUGAAGUUAACGUUACAACUAGGCAAAACUGUAUACCUGACCUAUUGCCUUCUGGGUUGCCUCUUCGAGAAAGAGCCAACAAUUUUGAUGUUGCGGCCUAACAUUCGUUACUUAUUCCAGGAUGACGGUGUGUACAGUCUUCCAGGAGAGUCGUACGUGUCUACCGAUGAUAGCGCAAUUAUACAAGAACCAUUGGGGAGGGUACUUGUUCUAUAUGACUGCAACAGCGAUCAGGAGAAAGCGAUAUUAGCUUGUCCAGGGACAAGAAUGCUUAUCUCAACAUCCCCUAAGAAAUCCCGAUAUCAUCGAUUUGAAAAGGAGCAAAGAGCGGAAAUGUUCGUUAUGCAAACGUGGGCAUGGUAUGAGAUUUAUUUGUGUUGCGAUAUGGCUAAACAGCAGCGCUCUUCGAAAGAAUUGGCUAUAGCAUAUUGCAAGUAUGGAGGGUCAGCACGAAAUUUACUUAACGAGGGAGAAGACAAGCUGGAGAGAUUGCUGAGGGAUGCGAUAGACAGCUGCGACAAACUCGACAUCAUGAUUACCCAGCAGAAGACAGUGUCGACAAUGGAAAGCAGCCAACUUGUUCAAAUCAAUCCUAGCUUCAAGGACAACGUAUUAAAUCGAUCAUCAAUGACUGCAUCAGUCAUCUCAGUGGCAGUUUUGUGCAUGCUCUGUGAUGCGAAGGAUCGUGAAUUCUUGCAUCACUUGGAAUCAAGAUUCCAAAAUUUCACAGACUGUUCUGAAAUAUUUAAAGCAUCUGCAGGCAUUGCUUUCGAGGCUGCAAGUCAUAGAUAUAUUAUGGCCAAUACAAGGACACCAUUUGACAUUCGUUCUCUCAGCAAUCAGCAUAUCACCAAGCAGUUACAUUUGUCUCACGUGACAGAUCUUUGCCUAUUCUCCCCGCACGAUCCCAAAGCCAGUUUACUGCAGAGUAAUCAAUACUAUAAACCACUUGCUAAAAACUUGCCUGGAAUUGAUGCGUACGCCUUUGAAAUGGACGGUGGCACUAUUUGUGGGAUUGUAUUUUUCCAAUUCACAAUAACAACCCAUCAUCCAAUAAACCAGAACUUCCUAGACAAUCUCUGGACAUCUUGGCCAGGUUAUUGUCAGCAUUGGGAAUGGAAGUUGAUUUUCGUUGUUCCUGAGGGAAUAGCACCCGGUUACAAGGAGCAGCAGUGGCAACCAAAUUAUAACGAGGAUAUUUGGAAGAGAAGAGUUUCUCAGUAUGUUUUGGGUGUUAAUCAACAGCAGCUCUGGGAGGCAAUGCAGAUGCAGAAUGUAACUUAA
This is a messenger RNA of Fomitiporia mediterranea MF3/22, 2013 nucleotides long. RefSeq lists its product as uncharacterized. NCBI's taxonomy places the organism in Eukaryota, Fungi, Basidiomycota, Agaricomycetes, Hymenochaetales, Hymenochaetaceae. Bases 1 to 2013 code for a protein of 670 amino acids. The transcript is spliced from 6 exons. The record is from RefSeq and is a predicted model, not a curated record.